This is a messenger RNA of Monomorium pharaonis (pharaoh ant), 4708 nucleotides long. It is a transcript of the gene bib, whose product is annotated as neurogenic protein big brain. Gene Ontology annotation, cellular component: plasma membrane. Lineage: Eukaryota; Metazoa; Arthropoda; Insecta; Hymenoptera; Formicidae. Gene Ontology annotation, biological process: transmembrane transport. Bases 815 to 2593 code for a protein of 592 amino acids. The transcript is spliced from 4 exons. The record is from RefSeq and is a predicted model, not a curated record. Gene Ontology annotation, molecular function: water channel activity.
AAUUUAUACAUUGUUAGCUUUUUUUUAUAUAAAAUCUACUGAAAACAAAGAUAAUUUUUAUAUACAAUUGCGCUACAUGUUACAUCUUGUAGAACCAUAUAAGAUAUUUGUAUAAUAGACAAAAAAUGUUUUACAUUGAAAGGAAAGGCUUCUAGAAAUCCUCAUAUACAUUAAUUUGUAGAUAUUUAUAUUUUGUAAUAAUUAAUGUUUUUAUAACAUAAUGAAAAAUAAACUGAAAAUUGCUACAUUUCAACACAAGUUAUUUAACAAACUCGAGGAGCCCGCGAGUGCAGCGGGCUAUACAGAUGCAUCAACACGUAUUAUAGGGAGUAACGGUUGAAGAGAGGGGGUGGUAGCGAACGGUGGUGGUGAACGCGCGCUCUUUACUCCGGCAGGGCCCACUUGUUCGCCACUACGACGGCGUCCUGUCACUCGCGAGCGCGUUGCCAAUGCGGCAACAUCGGAGUUGGGCGUCCACCUACGUAGCUCGACUGGCCGCGCACACGACCCCCGGAUUUGUUCCACUCGAGAGAGUCGCCGGGAACCGCCACGAACCGUCACAGUCGCCAAGGCAGAACAGUCGGUUUUCUUUUUUUUAAUUUACUCCGGGAGAUUCAAGAGUGACAAAGAGUGGUGAAGAGAACGAAUCUCCGAUCAGUGAUCUCGCAGUUCUCUCGCGGUUGCAAGGGGAAAGUGCACGUGACACUCGCGUCUCGCGGAGAGCAUGUUCUGAGAAGUUAUCCCUCGUUGCGCAUUGUUCCGUUUUUUUUUUCUCUUCUUCACUUCGGUGACCGGCGAAACAAAGAGACCGAGAAUGGCGAACGAGACGUUGACGCGCGAGAUGGACGCGCACAUCGUCACUAUCUUGUCGAGGCUGUCAGCCCUCCGGGAGAACAAUGCCGAUGUGACGGACAGAAAGGCGCCCAUAGCCGUCGAGGCCCGCAGUUUGGAGCUGUGGCGAGCGGUGGCCGUCGAAUGUUUGGCUACUUUCCUCUUCAGCCUCGUAGUGGCCGGCGCGGCCGCCGCCUCCUCCGUAUCCGGAAGCGGUCUCUCUGCGUUAGCGACCGCCGUAGCUUCCGGUUUCGCCAUCGCCGCGAUCUCCCUCAUCUUUAGCCACAUAAGCGGUGGACACGUGAAUCCGGCGGUCUCGGUAUCGUUCGCUUUGUGCAGACGGAUUUCCCCACUACGCGCGGUGCUAUACGUUGCGGCACAAUGCGGUGGCGGCAUUGCUGGGGCGGCGAUGCUCUAUGGAGUAACCAUACCUUCGAGUACGCAGACCCUGACAGCCCUCGGUCGGUUAGGCGGCCCAAUCGAGAGGCUUUUGAUCGAGAUAACACUAUCGGUGUUUAUUGUGUUAGCCCAUUUUGCUGUGGACUCACCAAGAUCAUUGCCUAUGAUUUCUUCAAAAGCUUCCGCAGUUUUAGCAGCAGCCUAUACAGCGGCUACUCUUGUUUUUAGUCCUUUCUUGAAUCCAGCGCGCGCGUUGGGUCCGGCCUUCGUGAUGAACCGCUGGGACAAUCACUGGGUGUACUGGGUGGGCCCGCUGUCGGGAGGUGCCGUGGCGGCUCUGCUGCAUGAGUACGUCCUGAGUCCCAGACGCACGAAGGACUCGCGCGACAUAGACGACGGCGACAACUCGUCCAUGAGAUCCGACGAGGACACGUACGACGAUCUGGACAAGCCGAACGGGCCCAAGUUUCCCGGCGCGUACGCGACCUACCGUCCGGUCGCCGGCGCGUCCACGUCGCUCUACAGCGCACCGCCGUCCGCGUUGGAGCGCGUCGAGUCGAUCUACGGUGGCACCAAGUCGCUCUACUGCAAGUCACCGCCAUUGACGCGUGCCAAUUUGAACCGUUCGCAGAGCGUCUACGCAAAGUCGACGUCGGGGCCGCGGGACGGUCUGAUGAUACCUAAACCGGGCCCGCUGGUGCCGGCGCAGAGUCUGUAUCCCAUCAGACUGGGUCAGAACGGCUGUCAGAACGGUACACGCGAGGUCCAGCCCGGAAUCGGCGGUCCGCCGAGCCAAUCGCAGAAUCACAACAGCACUAAUCAGAACAUGCAGAACCAGCUGCAGCAGUGCACACAGAGCAUCUACGGGAUCCGCGGGAUCUCCACGGGUCUCAGUACUCGGGAAAAUGGUAUUUACGGGGUGUCCACCGGGUCUACCAUUUACGGUCGUGCACCGGCACCACCGCCGGGCAGCCAGAAUUCGCAGCAAUCCAGUCAGAGUGGUCAGUCCUCGAUACAGAAUCAUCCGCCGCCGCCGGCACCACCCUCACAGCAGCAGCAGCAGCAGCAACAGCAGCAGCAACAUCAGAACGGACCCUUAUCGAGCAGCUCGGACAACGGGGCGAAUCCCAGACGGCCCGAGAGCAUGUACGGCCACGUGUCGAGACGCAGUGACGAUUCCGCGUAUGGAAGUUACCAGAGUUCCACGCGGGGAAAUUAUGGCAAGGUGCCUGGACCCCCGGGCCCGCCCAAUGGACCCCCGCAGUACCGCGACCAGGGAAGACCGAGUCCAGCCGGACCUCUUCAACAAAGUCAAAGCGCGCAGAGUAACUUCCAAAGAAACUCGCCGAAUCCUCAAUAUUGACUUUAGACUAACGAUGGACCGAACAGACCACCGUGAUCUGUGCGAUCAGCGAAUCCUUUCGUCUCCUCGUACAUUAAUGGAGUAGUCUCUCGGUGUAUAUUUUAGGAAUCUCAUGGUCCAAUAAACAUUUUCUUUAUUCCAAAUAUAAAUUAAGUUUGUCCUGACACGUCAAGAGAUAAUAUUUACAAGAAUAUUGGAAUUCUAUGAAAAUGUUUCAAUUUUGUAUUUGCGAAUUCUAUUUUAUAGAACGUGGAAAUAAUUAUGAUUGGACCAAAAUACUAUUAUUAUUAAUGUCGUAUCAAUAAUUUUUAGAAUUUUUGUAAAUAUGUAUCACAAUAACGCAUAUAAUAUUGUGUAUUACUUCUGCACAAUGCGAGUUAAGAGGAAAAGAGCCGUGCGAUUUGAUCGAGACUUUUCUAUCGAUGUUUUAUAAUUAAAUUAAAUUAAAUUAAAUUAAAUUUAUAAUUGAAUAUAAAAUUAUUGUAUUGUACAACAAAAGUAAAUGAACAUACAAGAAAUCAAGAAAUACGAAAAAUAUACAGAAGUAUUAAUUUACUAAUAAAUUUAGUAUAACAAUUCAAGAAUUUUAGAUUACGUCAAAAGUGAAUCGAUCUUUUAGUCGGCUCAUGUACCGUUGGGCCUGUAUGUAAAUAUUAAUUUUUUAAAAUUUAAUUUACUUUUGUUAAGAAUAUUAAUUCUACGGAUUCAACUAAUACCAUUAUGCCAAAUUCCUACGAGGAAGCAAUGCACUGACUUCUUCAUGACGAAAGCUUCACUCGCAGGAUUGUUUUAAUUUUUUCUUACAAUAAUGGAACCAAAUGGAAAACCCGGCAAUUCUGCUCUAUUAUUAUUAUAAGAUACUAUUCUUUUUCAUGUAUAGAAUUAAAAAGCAUAACUUUAUCUAUAUCGUAUUCGCAUUACGUAAAUUAAUAUAUUUGUACAAAUUACUACAGUGGCACGUCGUAAUGUAUACACGUAAUUAUACUGUAUGAUUACUCCAUAACGUAACAUAGAAUUUUGACAAUUUUAGAGAUAAUCUAAAUAAUUAGAAAAAUCUGUAAAUAGAGCCUAGUUAAGUGAAGAAUAUAUUAUCUUCUAUCUCUUUUUCGUUAUUUGUAUCGGCGAUUUUUUAUUUUGUCCAAUAUCUUAUUUACGGUUUCUUAUCAUUUAGGAACGAAUUAAAGACGUCGUUCGUGAUCUAAAUUUGAAUUUGUUUAUUUUUAACGGCGAUCAAGUUUACGAUUUAUAGUUGUACAUAGAAUGUUAUAGAUUUAGAAAUACAACUUGAUAUUUGUAACAAAAUCGAGUGUCAAAUGAAUCCUUUGAGAAAAGAAAUGAAAGCGAAUUUCUAUAUUUCUUUUUACAUAAUAAGAUCGUUUUAGGAUAUUUUAUGGCAUUCAAUGUAUUACCGAAAGAUAAUAUUGAUCUCGUGCUUCGUAAUCGCAAGCUACUCUUUAUGCAAAUUAAUGUAUAAUUUAGAGUGCAUUUCACGUUUGAUUUCUCUAAUUCAUACUUCAAAUAAGAAUAAACAUUUGUGAACUACAUAACAAACACUAAUUGAUAAGUAAUUGCGAAAUUUAUGUAUAAUUAAGAAUUCGAUUAAGUUUUAAAAGAUUCAGUUGACAUUAAAUAUAUAUUUCAAUAAAUAUUCCUCGACGAGCAAACACGUUAGUAGCUGUGAAUUAUAAUACAAAUUUUAGGAAUUUUUUACGAAGACAUAAUAUAAAUCAUUUAUACUUAUAAGUAGUGCAUCAUGUUUCUCACUCUCAUUUACGCCAACCAAUCAAUGAAUAAUAGGAAUUUUAUAUAAAAAAAAGUCAACAUUAAAUACAGAAUGCUGUACCAAAGUAGAUAAGCGAGAAAGAUUAUAAAGCCACAUUCUUUGUAAACGCCAUAAAAAUCAUCUUAUAAGCAUUUGUACAUAUUAUACGUAUUUAUUGAUCUAUACCAACGUAGUAAUGUAAGUUUGAUAACUGUUAAAUUCAUGUGCGUGCGUAUAUAUUUCUAAUAUAUACAUAUUAUAUAGGUUGACAUUAGCAUGAUAUAAUGUAGUAUAUAUUAGAAAAUACUGACAAUAAAUAUAUCCAUGAAAAUACAUAAAGUCAUUCGUCAUUC